GACUUGGUAAAAAUAUGACCUUCGUGGGAGAGAUCAAUCCGUCUCGGUCUUCACGGGCUGCAUUCUUCUUCGAUUCUAAUCACAACCGGUGGUGGCGCCAUCUCUCUCUCUCUCUCUCUAACACUAACAAAAUCAAGUUUGGGGAAGAAAACCAAAAACAAUUCUAAUUCUUCUGCAGUAAUUUGGGGAUCUCGAAAAAGUGAUACAGAGCAGAGCCCGAGUAGCCACCGCUUUUCUCUUCUCCACUUACCGUAUCCAGCACGCUUCUCCAAUUUUUCUCCAGGAUUAAGGUCCUUUCAAAAAUUGCAGACUUCUGAAGGCACAAAUUUGCUACUACAUUCUCACAAUCAUUGGUCCAGGGUUUGAAAAUUGAUGAAACCUGAAGUGUUAGAAAUCAGGCUCAUGGGAAGAUAACCACGAAGUUGGACCAAAUUUCUAUGAUUUCGAAAAACAAGUACUAAAUAAUGUGGUGGACAAACUUACCCAAGCGAUAUGUGAUUGUCUUCUUAACCUUCAUCUGCACUUGUGUAUGCUACAUAGAACGUGUGGGCUUCUCAAUCGCAUACACCUUUGCUGCUGAUGCAGCAAAGGUGAACCAAUCAACCAAAGGCACCAUACUUUCAGCAUUCUACUAUGGCUAUGCCUGUUCACAAGUCCCAGGUGGAUGGGCAGCUCAGAAAAUUGGCGGAAGGCGUGUUCUCCUUCUCUCAUUUAUGUUAUGGUCCCUCACUUGUGCUUUAGUACCGGCAGACCCACAGGGAGUCAUGGUUUUAGUAAUUGCCCGUUUAUUAGUAGGGGUGGCACAAGGGUUCAUCUUCCCAUCGAUACACACUGUCCUAGCACAAUGGGUGCCACCACAUGAACGGUCAAGGUCUGUUUCUCUCACCACAUCUGGAAUGUAUCUAGGUGCAGCUAUGGGAAUGCUUGUGCUUCCAAGUCUAGUGAAGUUUAAGGGAGCCCAAUCUGUAUUUCUUGCUGAAGCAGCUUUAGGUGCCAUGUGGGCUCUACUUUGGUUCAAAUACGCCAGUGAUCCACCUCGUGCUGAGCAUCCCAAAGCAGCCGCUGCUGGAUUUGGGGAAUCUACUUUACCAAUUGGAGGGAUUCAGAAGGUAAAACAAAGCGCCCAAAUCCCAUGGAAAAGGAUAAUGCUCAGCUUACCAGUUUGGGCAAUUGUGAUAAAUAAUUUCACUUUCCAUUACGCUUUGUAUGUGCUCAUGAACUGGCUUCCCACGUAUUUCGAGCUGGGACUCCAUGUUAGCCUUCAAAAAAUGGGUUCGUCGAAAAUGAUGCCUUAUCUCAACAUGUUUGUGUUUUCAAAUAUUGGUGGAGUUAUUGCUGACCACUUGAUUACAAGAAGAAUCUUGUCUGUGACUAAAACCAGAAAGGUGUUAAACACCGUAGGAUUUCUAGUUGCUUCUUUUGCAUUGAUGGCACUUCCUCUCUUUAGAACAUCUGGUGGGGCUGUAUUCUGUUCUUCUAUGGCUCUUGGUUUUUUAGCGUUAGGGAGAGCUGGGUUUGCAGUAAAUCACAUGGAUGUUGCUCCUAGAUAUGCUGGAAUUGUUAUGGGAGUUUCUAAUACAGCUGGCACAUUGGCUGGGAUUAUUGGGGUUGAUUUCACUGGAAAACUUCUCGAAGCUGCUAAAACUGAUCAUUUGGAUCUUUCAAGUCCAGAAAGCUGGAGGGCUGUUUUCUUCAUUCCAGGGUUGCUUUGCAUCUUUAGUUCUUUUGUGUUUUUGCUGUUUUCAACUGGUGAGAGGAUUUUUGACUGAGAGGAAGCUUGGUUUUGCAUGUUAUUCUGGAGCCCUUUGGUGCCUGGUCUCUGGCAGUAUAUUACUAAUAUUGACAAGGGAUAUUUGUUCAAGUUAUAAAGCCCUGAAAGACGAAAUCAACAGGAUCGUUGAACACUAAUUUGCUGUUAUAGGCAGAUUGCGGAUAUGUGUUGGCACGUGGCAGAAGCUGACUUAUUCAUUUUUUGGAUUGGUAUACCCAUAUUUUGCACAGACUUUUUUAUUUACUGAAUACAUAAGAAUACUUGAGGUCACCCUUUUUCUGUGAGGUAGGUUUUUUCAUUCUGAAUUUCGGAAAUCGGAUGAUGUAAAUCUUCUGACUGGUUGAUUAAGGCAAUUAGUAUGAGCUAACGUACCCCACACAUUGUAUGAGACAACCAACUCUUCCUGAUCUAAUAGGGAAACUUUCUGUUUUGUCA
Rhododendron vialii is the source of this 2206-nucleotide messenger RNA. RefSeq names its product probable anion transporter 5. Bases 465 to 1769 code for a protein of 434 amino acids. NCBI's taxonomy places the organism in Eukaryota, Viridiplantae, Streptophyta, Magnoliopsida, Ericales, Ericaceae. Gene Ontology annotation, biological process: transmembrane transport. The transcript has 2 exons. Gene Ontology annotation, molecular function: transmembrane transporter activity. The record is from RefSeq and is a predicted model, not a curated record.